CUCUCCCAUGGCGAUAAACAGUGACGCCAUUUUUGUGUCGAGCUAGUAGGAAGAUUUCUGCCGUCGGCACCGGACCGGAAAUGGAAGAAGCAAGCAUGGAGUUCCUUCUGGACGCCGUGGACAGGUUCCCCUUGCUUGAGGAAUUCGUUGACAGUGUUAAGCAGCUAGAUCCAGUUCCUCUGGCGCGGAUGCAAGUGAACGAGCCCAGCUACGCGGGUAGCACGGUCUCAAAAGAUGAUUCUGGGUGUGGCCAACAUAUCGGCGAAGUUGAGGUGAGCGGAAGGCAUCCUGCGGCUCGCCGUCGUACAGCCACAUCUCCAACUCGGUCUGCGCAGUCCACUGACAGAUUGAACCCAGAAGCACCCAGGUGGACAAAAAGGUUAAGGCUAGGGAGUGUGCCACCGGACAGGACACCAUGUCCCAGCCGUAUGAGCGCACUCGAGGAGACAAUGCACAAGUAUGCCGAAGAACCCACUAAAAAUGUGGUGCGGCCGAUGUCAGUGUCAAAACCAGCGGAUCUCGGGUAGGGGGUCCCGAUCUAUGCGUCUUAGGCUGAUGGUAACAGGAAGCAAGGGGUACAAUGUUUACCCAGGUUCGGGCCCUCUCGAUGGAGGUAAAACCCUACUUCCUGCUUGAUUAAUAUUGAAGAUAUGAGUAGUACAAGAGUAGAUCUACCACGAGAUCAUAGAGGCUAAAC
This is a messenger RNA of Triticum aestivum (bread wheat), 697 nucleotides long. RefSeq lists its product as uncharacterized. The record is from RefSeq and is a predicted model, not a curated record. Bases 81 to 527 code for a protein of 148 amino acids. The transcript has 3 exons. Lineage: Eukaryota; Viridiplantae; Streptophyta; Magnoliopsida; Poales; Poaceae.